Molecule: messenger RNA, 1197 nt
Organism: Adineta steineri
Lineage: Eukaryota; Metazoa; Rotifera; Eurotatoria; Adinetida; Adinetidae
Source: the annotation of a GenBank genome assembly
AUGCCGAUAAAUUUUGGACAAAUUGAUAAAUAUUUGUUUAAUGCAUUACAACCAUCAAUUGAUGGUCUUUUAAAAAAUGAUUUAACUAAACAAGAACCAACAUUUGUUGCUGAUGCAAUUAAACUUUUUCUUGAAUUACAUCAAAUACGUGAACGUGCAGUUCUUAAUCAUCUUAUGCAAAAUGCUCCAUCAUCAUCGGAUAAUGAUGGAAUUCAUGUUGAUUUAAAUGAUCCAAAUACAACAAAUCUUGAUUUAACAAUUCAUGCUCAUUUAAAUUACUCAGCGGUAUCAACAAAUAAACAAACAUUAGAUAAAGAAAUUGUUGAAAAACAACAACAUGAAGCUCAAUUAAAAUAUCAUUUUUAUAUUAUACGUACAAUACUUACUCAAUUAAAAUCAUCAAUAAAUGAUGAUCUUAUACAUUCAUUAGUCACAACAUUAAAUUUAAUUGAUAUAAUAACAGAUGAUUGGACAAUUCGUAAAAAUUUAAGAAUAUUUAACAGUCAUCGUAUUGAAUUAUUACGUGGAUUUGAUGAUAAUAGUGAUACAACACUUAAUGAAUCGACACUUACUGGUUCAUCUCAAUUAAAUGCAACAGUUAUUAGUUCAGUUCCAGCACAUGUUUCUAAUGCAAAUUCAACAACACCUGGUUCACCACUUAUGAAUACAGCUUUUCGUGGCCUUGGAAAAAAGAAACGUAUACUGAAAGAUUCACUUCUUUCACAAAAUUCUACGAAUUCAAUAGUUGCACCACCAGUUGUACCUAUUCGUAAUGAAAAAAAUCAAACGAAACUUUGUAUUACUCCUACUAAAAAAAUAAAUGGUGAAAAUGAUUCAUCAUCAUGUUCGUCACCCUCAUCGGAAUCAAAAAAUGAAGAAGUAACAUUAGAUAUAGAAAAUGAAAAUCCUCAACCUCAAUCUAUUUCAUCAAUUGAUAAACGAGCACGUGCAGAUGCAAGAUCAACUGAAUCACUUAGUCCACCACAUAGUAGUAUUACAAGUACAUCACGUAUAAUAAUUCGAUCAAGUGCACGUAAAAAACAAGAAUCAUCACAACUAAUUCCAUUAUCAACACCUUCAUUACGUCAACAACGUAAACAUCGUCGCAUUAAUCUUGAUAUUAAUCUUUUAAAUAGCAAUAAUAAUAAGAAAAAACUAUCACCUACUCAAUCAUCAACAUCUCAAAUAAAUAAAUAA